GAUACCGUAAACACAUAAAUAUACACAUAGCUAAGAGACUGAUAACGUUUACAGAAACAUCAACACAACAGAGAUUGGACAUAUAAAAGUGGCACGUUUGAGCGAUGGCAGCAGUCGGGGCUCAGUCGCACCACGUAUUCGGUUUGCGCACAGGCGUGACCAACAACCUGCUGUUUUUCGACGAGCAGACGGUCAUCUAUCCAUGUGGAAACAACUGUGUGAGAUACAGCAUCGACCAGCAAUGCCAGAGGUUCAUUCCAGGCACAGAAAGGAGCCAGGGCAUGCAGGCUCUGGCAAUCAGUGCCAACCGGCGCUACCUGGCCGUGUCGGAGCGUAACGAGCGCGGCACCAUCACCAUCUACGACCUGCAGCACGAGCAAAGCCGUAAGAGGAAGGUGCUGACGGGCGGCGACACCGGCGUCCAAGAAUUCAUCUGCAUGGCAUUCUCUCCCGACUCCAAGUACCUGCUUGGCCAGGCUGAAGGGCCUGAAUGGACCCUCUUCUACUGGGCAUGGGAGAAGCAAAAGGUCUUGGCUACAGUAAAGAGCACAAGCACCGGCUCUGUCAGUCAGGUCAGCUUUAACCCUCAGGACAACACACAGGUCUGUGUGAGCGGGAACAAAGUCCUCAAACUCUUCCGCUACGCAGACGGCGCCCUCAAACAGUCAAACGCCGCCAAACUGGACACACAUCACAUCCUGUCUCACGCCUGGAUGUCCGAGGAGCGCGUCAUCGCCGGGACGGACACCGGGCGCCUCCUGGUGUUCGAGUCAGGCGACCUGCGCUGGGAGAUGAGCGUGACGAGCCAGGCGCUCACACACGGGGCGGAGAGGCAUGAGGGGAGGGAUAAAUUAGAGGAAGCGGAGUCGCCGCCUCGCAUCACUUCCAUCGCCGCGUACUCUAAAGGCUUCGUGUGUUCAGGCGGCCCAGGCAGCGUCUGUCUAUUCGAGAAAACAGACGAGAAAGACGCCUACAGGAAAACCAAGGAAAUAAGGAUUCCCUCGGACCCCUUCAGCACCGACCCGGGUCAGGCGGAGCAGCAGGAGGUCACCACGCUGAGCAUCAGCCCGGCGGAGGAAACACUGGCCGCCAGCACAGACCGCGGCCAGAUCUACCAGAUCCCGCUCGCCUCCGCCGAGAUGAGCAAGGACGACCACGCCCAGUUCGAGUUCCUGUUCCACUCGGUUCACUCGGGCGUCGUCACCGGACUGUCCAUCUGCGUCCGCAAGCCACUCGUCGUCACCUGCUCGCUGGACCGAUCCGUCCGCGUCUGGAACUACGAGACCAGCUCUCUGGAGCUCUACAAGGACUUCCAGGAGGAGUCGCACAGUGUGGCGCUGCACCCAUCAGGCCUCUUCAUCCUGGUGGGCUUCUCCGACAAGCUCCGCCUCAUGAACCUGCUCAUGGACGACAUCCGCACCUUUAAAGAGUUCACCGUACGGAGCUGUCGAGAGUGCGUGUUCAGCCACGGGGGUCACAUGUUCGCCGCCGUCAACGGCAACGUGAUUCACAUCUACUCCACCGUGACGUUCGACAACAUCCUGAACCUGAAGGGUCACAACGGCAAGGUCCGCUCAGUGGUGUGGAGCGCAGACGACAGCCGUCUGGUGUCGUGCGGCAUGGACGGAGCCAUCUACGAGUGGAACGCUCUCAGCGGAGACCGCGAGUCCGAGAGCGUCCUGAAGUCGUGCAGCUACGCCGGCGUGGCGCUCUCACCCGACGCCAAGAGCGUCUUCGCCGUGGGCAACGACCGCACGCUCAAGGAGAUCCAGGACUGCCAGAUCGUAAAGGAAGUGACAUCAGACGACGUUUCCUACACGGCCGUCGUCACCACUCACUCGGGCCGCGUCAUCUUCACCGGGACCUCCGCGGGCACCGUCAGAGCCUUCAGGAACCCGUUACCCAUGCAGAAGGACUGGACGGAGUACCAGGCCCACUGCGGCCCCGUCACCAAAAUGGCCGUCACGUUCGACGAUCAGUUCUUACUGACCGCCUCAGAGGACGGCUGUCUCCUAAUCUGGAAAAUCUUCGACAAGGACGGGCGCGGCCUAAAACGGGACAAAGAAUUCAGCUACGCCGAGGAGAUCCUGAUUACCAAGUCAGAUCUGGAGGAGAAGAACCAGGUCAUGCUGGAACUGAAGACGCGGGUGGACGAGCUGCAGAUGGAGAACGAGUACCAGCUGCGCCUGAAGGACAUGGACUACAGCGAAAAGGUCAAGGAGCUCACCGAGAAGUUCAUCCAGCAGAUGGAGCUGCUGAAAACCCAAAACCAGGUGCUCAAGUCGGAGAAGGAGAAGCAGGAGGUGGCGCUCCAGGAGAAGCUGACGGAGAUCAUGGAGAGACAUUCCAAGGAGCAGCAGGAUCUGGAAUCUACCACCAACCAGAAGCUGAUGCUGGAGUACGAGAAGCACCAGGAGUUGCAGCUCCGCUCGCAGAAGAUGCAGGAGAGCUACGAGGAGAAGCUCCGCGAGCUGGAGGGCGGCGGGCGCCGGGCGCUGGAGGACCUGACGCAGCUCUACGAGACCAAACUGCAGGAGAGAGUCCUUCUGCUGGGUCAGUGUCAGGACGAGUCCCGGCACAGGGUUCGAGAGUUCGAGGAGAUAAAGAAGCAGAUGGAGGAGGACGGAGACCACGAGCUCCAGGAGGUUCGGAUCAGAUACGAGCGAAAGCUCCGGGAGGAGAGAGAGACCAACCUGCGGCUCAGAGGAGAGACGGGGGUGAUGAAGAAGAAGUUCGGCAGCCUACAGAAGGAGAUCGACGACAGGAACCUGGAGAUCGAGAAGCUGAACGAGGAGCAGCAGAAGCUCCACACCGUCAUCAGAUCACUGGAGAAGGACAUCAAGGGUCUGAGGAGGGAGAUCAAGGAGAGAGACGAGACCAUCCAGGACAAGGAGAAGCGCAUCUACGAGCUGAAGAAGAAGAACCAGGAGCUGGAGAAGUUCAAGUUCGUCCUGGACUACAAGAUCAAAGAGCUGAAGAAACAAAUUGAGCCCCGAGAGAACGAGAUCAAAGAGAUGAAGGAGCAGAUCCAGAAGAUGGAGGGCGAGCUGGAGCAGUUCCACCAGAAGAACACUCAGCUGGAGCUGGACGUGGCCGAGAUGAACCUGAAACUGAGAGCCACCGACAAGGAGAUGCACAGAGAAAAGCAGAGGGUCAGGGACGUGGAGUCUCUGGUGCGCCGGUUCAAGAUCGACCUGCACAACUGUGUCGGCUUCAUCCAGGAGCCCAAGCAGCUCAAGGACGCCGUCCGAGACCUCUACGAGCGCUACGUCCAGCAGUCGGACACGCUGGAGAUAGUGGCCGUGGACGCCGACAUCCAGCGCGAGUACGCCCGGCAGAGGGAGCACCUGGAGAAGAACGUGGCCUCGCUCAAGAGGAAACUGGCCAAGGACAACGAGGUGCAUCAGGCCGACAAGGUCAAGAUCAUGAAGGAAAACGUCACUCUCAUCAAAGAGAUCAACGAUUUGAGGAAGGAGCUGAGGCAGGCGCGGUCACAGAUCCACGAGCACGAAACCCAAACCCGCGUCGUUAAGAGGAAGUCCAGGAGCGCCACUGACGUUAAAACCGCUUCCUCUGCAGCGCCACGCCCGACUUUCGAGGAAGAAGCUGAGCGCAUCAUCCAGCUGCAGCGCCUGGAGAUCCAGCGGCUCAGGCAGGAGUGUCUGGGUCAAGGUCAGCUCCAAGGUCAAGGUCUCGCCCUGCCGACCUCGCUGAACAGCACCAGGCUGCCUGCCCUCAACGCAUAAACAGUCCCCGCUCCGUGUGCGGACCUCAGAUUUCUGCUGUGUAUUCUAAUGUUGGACUGACGGACGGACGUAUAGACGGACAUUUUCAUCAUUUAUUCCCACCUCCCGUGCUCAGUCCCGCUAGUUGUUUUGGUCACUAGCUGUCCAACAACUGGACUGUAAAAAACCCAGAUUAAUAACCAGUAAAAAGUUGUCCGAAUACGGGUGGGAAAACAAGACGUCUUAAAUGCCCCUCAGGCUUUAAAAUGGUCACUAAGGUGAUUGAUACCAAAAAUGUUGCUUUCAGUUUAUUUGACAGUUUAAGUCGUAUCCAAUUCCCCAGUUGUAUCUCCUCUACUGCUGCAGACCUUGACCAAGCUGGGCUGUAAUAACACAACUCCUCUUGUAUUUAUCUAGCAUCCAACCGCUUCUUUUCACCUAUGUAAGGCAGGUUCACACAGGGAUCAUCAGGCACUACUCUCCAUUAUUCACCGUCUCUACGCAGCACCUCGACCGGCCAGCAGAGGCCGCAACUGCAGCAGUAACGAGGAAUAUAGUGGCUCUUUACAGGAAGUGUUAUUUACCCCAUCACACACCCACACAUCUAACUGUAAACCCCACAGAUCUGAACCCUGAUUAAAUAAAAUUCAGUGUUGUUACAUCAA
Messenger RNA from Trichomycterus rosablanca, 4390 nucleotides. It is a transcript of the gene cfap57, whose product is annotated as cilia and flagella associated protein 57. The transcript is spliced from 23 exons. The record is from RefSeq and is a predicted model, not a curated record. Gene Ontology annotation, molecular function: protein binding. The coding region runs from base 105 to 3746 and encodes 1213 amino acids. Lineage: Eukaryota; Metazoa; Chordata; Actinopteri; Siluriformes; Trichomycteridae.